GAGAGAGAGCGCGAGGGCGAGAGCGAACUGACUGACAGAGGGGGAAGGGGAGGCACAAUGAGCGAUAGAUUGGACGGAGCGGAGUGAUAAAACCUAAUGUGUGCCAGUCAGCUGGAGACGGAGAGAAACAUAGAGCGAGAGGAGGAAGAGAAAACACAAAAGGAGCCAGUCUGGUGUUGUAACAGGAGCGGCGUCGGGUGUAGAGAGGGACAGACAACAGAGAGAGAGACGCGCACGCUGAGGCUGAGAGGAGCCUCAACAAGCUUUUUCACUGUGGCCAACAAGAAGAGGAGAGAAUUUAAAAGAAUCAACCAGCUUUGUUUUCCCUCCCUCCCUCCCGUUCUCCCCCCUCUGCACCCUCCUCUGAAUGAUUGAAGCCAUGCCCAUCGUGUCUGCAAGCACAGGGCUGCAUGAGACUUUGGCCCUGCUCACCUCUCAGCUCCACCCAGAUGCCAACCAUAAAGAGGACCUGGUCUUCCUCAAAGAUGUCUUCAGUGAGAAAAGCCUGGGUUACCUCAUGAAGAUCCAUGAGAAACUGAAGCAGUAUGAGAAACAGAGCCCAACUCCAGUCCUCCACAGCGCCUCCUGUCUGGCAGAGGACCUGGCAGAAGAGCUUCAGAAUGGGCCGCUGGAGGACGAUGAGAGAGAAUUGCUCCUCCUGCUGAGUACUCCUCACCUCAAGGCCGUGCUGUCAGCCCAUGACACGGUGGCCCAAAAGAACUUUGACCCAGUGCUCCCGCCACUGCCGGAGGAUCUGGACGACGACCUGGAUGAAGAGUCAGUGAAGAUCGUCCGCCUGGUGAAGAACAAAGAGCCCCUGGGAGCAACCAUUAGGAGAGACGAGGCGACGGGAGCCGUAAUCGUGGCCAGAAUCAUGAGGGGAGGGGCAGCUGACCGCAGUGGUCUGGUGCAUGUUGGGGAUGAGCUUCGAGAGGUCAACGGAAACCUGAUAACCCAUAAAAGGCCAGAUGAGAUAAGUCAGAUUCUGUCCCAGUCACAAGGCUCCAUCACACUCAAAAUCAUCCCAGCAGUUGUGGAGGAAGACAAACUGAAGGAAAGCAGGGUCUACCUUCGGGCUUUGUUUGACUACACCCCCUUUGAGGACAAGGCCACGCCAUGCCAAGAGGCAGGGCUUCCUUUCAAGAGGGGAGACAUACUCCAGGUGGUCAGCCAGGAGGACGCCACCUGGUGGCAGGCCAAGAAAAUGGGCGACUGUAACCUGCGCGCUGCCCUCAUCCCCUCCACACAGUUCCAGGAGAGGCGCUUGAGAUACAGGAUGAAAAUGGGUUCCUUUCCUGCUCCUGUGUCCCUGAAAACUCCUACGUAUGAUCGUGCUGACAGAGAAGACUGUGACAGUGAGGGUGCUCUGAAUGGAAAGGACAUAGUUUCUCCCAAGAGUAAGGCAGCCCCUGCCUUCUGUGGCCAUGCUUUCUCAUGGGAUUUUUACUCAGCCAGCCUUCGCAGAAGUUUCCGCCUCAGGAAAGAUCGUCAGGGUUCGCCUGGAGAAGCUCACACUCCAGAUGCCAAUCACACAGAGUUUCUGAUUUAUGAGGAAGUAACACAAUACCUGCCCCGACCUGGUGAGAGGCCCCGCCUUAUAGUACUGAUAGGUUCCCUGGGAGCGCGGCUCACCGAGCUCAAACAGAAGGUGAUCGCAGAGAACCCUCGGCGCUACGGGUUGGCUGUGCCUCACACCACUCGAGCCAGAAAGUGUCAUGAGAGAGAGGGGGUGGAGUACCACUUCAUCACUAAAGCGGCUUUCGAGGCCGACAUCCAGAAUGGCAAGUUUAUCGAAUAUGGGGAGUAUAAAGAUAAUCUGUACGGCACCAGUUUGGAGUCCAUUCACAGAAUUUUGCAACAAAACAAAGUCUGUCUAGUGGAUGUGCAACCAGAGGCACUGAAGAGUCUACGUACACCUGGCUUCAAGCCUUACAUCAUCUUUGUACGGCCUCGCAUCUACGAUUCUCAAAAGAAACCACUUGGCUCCUCUUCCUCGCUCAGCUUAGGGAUCACGGAGGAGGACUUACAGGAAAUGAAGCAGUCAGCGGAGCGGAUGGACGAGAGCUAUGGCCAUUGGGUGGACUAUGUCUUGGUGAAGGAGGACCCAGUCAGUGCCUUAGCAGAGCUCCAGGUCGUACUGGAGAGGGUGCAGAUGGAACCUCAGUGGGUGCCUGUUUCCUGGGUGAGGAGCUAGUGUGUUUACCCGAGCCCAACUGCAUCAUAUUGAAAAAUUGGGCCACAAUGCGAAGACAGAAAAAACUGCAGGGAGCGAAACUAGUGUUUACUGCCAUGUAACCAUCCCACAGAUACAGGUUUGUGAGUUGAGUGGAGUCACCAUCAUAAAAGAACAUCUGCAAUGACUGAAAGCUGCUUUUUCAUCAGUCUGAACAUCUGAUUAGAUUGAUCACUGUAAAAUAACCUGGCUAGUCAUACAGGUGUGGUGCUGGUGUACAUACUGUUUAUCUAAUAGUACAGUGGCAGUAUAACAGCUCUGACAGGCAUGAAGUACAUGCAUGCAGGACAAAGCUCGUAAAGCAAGCAUCUGCACUUGUGUGAUCAGUACUGAAAGAUAUCUACUACAUUUAGCAGUUAUAAUGUGAAGUGCCAUAUUGAACAUGUUAAACCAAUGGAUAUAACUGUAAAACGAAAGAAUGAAUCUGCAUCUUUCAUGCUGGAAACUGUACUUACGUUAAUGUUACCUGAUUUGGCUUUGACAAAAGUCUGAAUUAAACAAGAAACGUGUUGAACUUU
Messenger RNA from Lates calcarifer (barramundi perch), 2751 nucleotides. RefSeq names its product MAGUK p55 scaffold protein 3b (gene mpp3b). Gene Ontology annotation, molecular function: protein binding. The coding region runs from base 368 to 2194 and encodes 608 amino acids. The record is from RefSeq and is a predicted model, not a curated record. Lineage: Eukaryota; Metazoa; Chordata; Actinopteri; Centropomidae. Gene Ontology annotation, cellular component: plasma membrane; cell-cell junction. The transcript has 20 exons.